AUGCCGAAAUUAACCUUGUUCAAGCCGCCGCACUGGCUUCCGCAUCCGGACCCCUUUUUCUCCUGGGAGUCUACCGAAGUCGACGAGUCAGGUUCCGAGAUUGACAUAUGGGCCCGCGAAGCCAAGGCGCAUUCUCUUUUGUGUCUCCCGUUCCCUCCAACACAAGGAGACAGGUCGGAAAUCGAGGAGCACGGCAUCGCCGGGUUCAUCAUGAUGUACCCGCAACUCCGCUUUGUGCUCCCAGAAGAAUCUCGCGAGCAACUGAGGCACCUGGAGGCGUUCGACAAGCAUUUGCCCCCCUUCAAAUACUCCGAGUCCUCGUCAGGGUCAGCGAUGGAGAGCACGAAGCGCACCCGAAGCGCUCUCUCGGCUUCGUCAGAGUCGGAGCAGGACGCUCGUCCCCCUCCCAAGAAGCCGUGCCGCGCGACACUAGCCCCUCUGACGAAUCUGGGGACGGGCUUACCUGCCACGGUUGUGCCAUCUGCGAUCAUGCCGCCCCCGACGCCGUAUGCCGCACCGGCUCUUGCCCCGUUCGCCCUAGCUGCUUUACCUACCACGGUGGUACCGUCUGAGAUCAUGCCGCCCCCGACGUCGGGUACGGGCUUACCUACCACGGUGGUGCCGUCUGCGAUCAUGCCGCCCCCGACGCCGUAUGCCACACCGACUCUUGCCCCCGUCGCCCCAGCUGCUUUACCCACCACGGUGGUACCGUCUGAGAUCAUGCCGCCCCCGACGCCGUAUGCCACACCGGCUCUUGCCCCCGUCGCCCCAGCUGCUUUACCCACCACGGUGGUACCGUCUGAGAUCAUGCCACCCCCGACGCCGGAUGCCGCACCGGCUCUUUCCCCCGUCGCCCCAGCUGCUACGACCGCCAACUCCAGAAGAAGGCGCGAUGCCGCAGAGCUACGGAACGCUCGUGUCACAUGUAACAGCGAUCCGGAUAACACCCAGCACAUCUGCCAAAUCGACGGGUGCGAGACGCCCCUCCUUGCGGAGGACGUGGGUGAGGCUCGCGCGCACCUGAGAAGGCACUUCAAGCAGUUGGAGAGCCUUACCUGUCCCCGCUGCUCGAAGACUGCUAGAACUGUCGCGGCCCUUCUCCACCACUUUGAGAUACACCUACCCUGGGAAUUCCCCUGCGGAUGCUGUGGGAAGACGUAUGCGCGGAUAGAUGCUGCGUCGCGUCACGAGCAGGACUGCCGACGCAAGGCUGAGGGUGGCGAGGCUCGCGGGUCAGGAAAGGCCAGGAGCUCGAGACGUGCCAGGGGCUCGAGGAAGGCCAGCGGGUCAAAGCAGGCGAGCGGGUCAAAGCAGGCGAGCGGCUCGAGGAAUGCCAGCAGCUCCAAGCAGGCGACCAGCUCGAGGCAGGCGACCAGCUCACGGCGGGCCACCAGCUCACGACGGACCACCAGCUCAAGAGUCGCUUCUGCAGCCACUGCGGGUCAUACCGCGCGCGCCAACGGGGGCCCGACCCCAGCUAUCGUUGGACGCCAAGUCGACGCGGAUGGCGACUUGGGAUACGCAGCAGAUAUGGACGACAGUGACGAAGACGACGCCGGCGAUAGCGAUGAGUCGUCAGAGUGGAAUGGCGACUGAAUCCGUCGCCUUGUCUGUUCCUCAUUCGCGUCCUCCCCGAGGACGUUUCCUGGCCCCGUUUCCUCCACCAGCAUCCCUACGCCACGCGCGUCCUCCACCAGCAUCCCUACGUCACGCGCGUCCUGAGAAACCUCGAACUUCUCCCAAUCCUCCGCUAUCCAUUCCAAUGUACGUGAAUUGUGACCUGCCUUCCUUCGUCGUGCUCUUGGACCUCCUGCUCUGAAGGAGCAUAUGUAUUGCUAUCUACACCGCUGGUGACCAUCCGUGUUUUGCUUUGCUCUUUCUUCCGCUUUGUAUAUCGCAUCCGUCUCCACAUGCUCCUGCUUUUUUCUGUAAAUUCCUACACUUCCAUCUGUUGCCGCACGUCGAUCCCAUCAUGGAGUAACGAAACCUGAUUCCUUACGAUACGUAGUGUGUGCUCCGUUCCAUGGACGUCUCACUGUCGUUACCUGAGAACCGUAGUCGUGAAUCUCCUCUUGAUCUUGGAGCUUGACACACCAUCC
This is a messenger RNA of Dichomitus squalens LYAD-421 SS1, 2099 nucleotides long. RefSeq lists its product as uncharacterized. NCBI's taxonomy places the organism in Eukaryota, Fungi, Basidiomycota, Agaricomycetes, Polyporales, Polyporaceae. Bases 1 to 1596 code for a protein of 531 amino acids. The record is from RefSeq and is a predicted model, not a curated record. The transcript is spliced from 2 exons.